AUUAUAAUCUAUACAGUAUGAUACGGAUUACUGAUGAAUUUUAAUCCUAAUACCAAAAAGGUGUAAUGAGUGAGAUUUUAAGUACGCCUACGCAUAGGAUCUCUCCUUCCACUUAUGUGUAGGAGGGCCUACGUCUAAAGGUUAAGUUAAUUAAGUGAAUAAGUAGUAAUGGAAUGACUUAAUUAAGUGCAGUAAGAUAAUAUAAAAAUGGAACAUCGGAACAAUGUCAUAAUACGCAAAGCAAAAAAAGAUGAUAUGUACCAAGUAUGCCAGUUAAUUAAGGAAUUAGCUAUCCACGAAAAAUGCGAGCAGGAAUGCGUAAUGACGCCGGAAAUUUUAAUAGCGGACGGAUUUGCCUCGCCCGAUCCUCCUUUUAAGAUGUUUGUUGCGGAUGUAAAUGGUCAGAUAGUGGGAUAUUCUGCUUAUUUUAAUGGAUAUCGAACUAAUACGGGCAAUUUUAUAUUUUUACAAGAUCUGUUUGUCUCCCUACAAUACCGUAACGAAGGAAUAGGAAAGAAAUUGUUUCAGUCCGUGGCAAAAGUUGCAAGCAAAACAGCCAGCAAAAGGUUAGAGUUACACUGCUUGUCGUGGAAUCCUUCGUUAGAAUUUUAUUUAAAAAUGGGAUUUAGGAACACAACGGAGAUUAAUGGGUGGAACUAUCUAAUUAUUGAUGGGGAUAAUUUAAGUAAACAUGUAGAGUAAUUUUGUUUUGUGCUUGUAUGGUAUCGUGCAGUGUUUGGUAAUUAUAAUACCUAAUAAUAAUAAACAUAUGUUGCAAAA
Messenger RNA from Photinus pyralis (common eastern firefly), 780 nucleotides. RefSeq names its product diamine acetyltransferase 2-like. The record is from RefSeq and is a predicted model, not a curated record. The coding region runs from base 208 to 702 and encodes 164 amino acids. Lineage: Eukaryota; Metazoa; Arthropoda; Insecta; Coleoptera; Lampyridae. The transcript has 2 exons. Gene Ontology annotation, molecular function: N-acetyltransferase activity.